Mya arenaria is the source of this 390-nucleotide messenger RNA. RefSeq names its product TATA-binding protein-associated factor 2N-like. The transcript is spliced from 2 exons. Lineage: Eukaryota; Metazoa; Mollusca; Bivalvia; Myida; Myidae. The record is from RefSeq and is a predicted model, not a curated record. Bases 1 to 390 code for a protein of 129 amino acids.
AUGGCAAAUUCUGUUUUAGCGUUUUGUGUGUUGGUGGCGGUUAUCGGAACUACAUACGGGUUCCCGCUAGGUGGAGAUUUCGGUGAUUAUGCAAUGAUGGGGAUGAUGGGUGGUUUCGGGAUGCCGUUCGGGGGCGGCGGGAUGUUCGGCGGACAGAUGGGUGGAUGGGGUGGCGGAUGGGGCGGCGGAUUGGGCGGCGGUUGGGGCGGCGAUAUGGGCUACAACGACAACAUGGGUAGCAGAUUCGGUGGGGAUAAUAUGGGCGGUGGCUGGGGCGGUGACAUGGGUGGUCGAAUGGGCGGUGACAAUAUGGGUGGUCGAAUGGGCGGUGACAAUAUGGGUGGUGGAUGGGGUGGGGAUAACAUGGGUGGAAAUGCUUGGAUGAACUGA